GCGGGCGCGCCUGGUCUUCCCAGCCUGCAGGUGGCAGUACGGCCUGGAGGGUGCUCUUGCUCGAAGUAACGAUGGCGACAGCUGCGGAGAAGGCCGGGAGGAGUACGCGACCGAAACAAGAAAAGGAUGAAGUCGCCUAUAAACAUCGACUGGAGAUGAUGAUCGGAGACUCCAUCGACAAUUUGGUUAAACGUAUAAUGCGACUCAUUCUACAAGAUACCUUUGAGGCCCAGUCGGAACUGCAUACAACCAUGCUGGAUCUGUUUGAGAAAAUUGGUAUCACUGGAGCUGAGGAUUGUCGGCCAGAAGCUCAUGUCUUUUUCCAGCGCUUUGCUGAAAUCGCAUGGUCUGAGCUUGUGGACGAAUGCUUUGCAGAAGGAAGCAUGAAGCUGAUUCACUCUCAUUCAACCUUUUUUCAGGCUUUGGGUUUUUUACGGCGAAUAUCUUGUUAUAUGCCUUGCGUUAAACGAAUGUGGGAUAAAAGAUACCGAAUAGUUACAAAUAUUGGCAUCAUGCUUGUCUUUGAUGGUGAAAUUACUCACCUACGCCACUUCAUCUGGCAGGAGUGCUUGAAAAUCCUUUACAAUUGCCUCGUCUUAUGCAAUGAAGAUGACAUAAAAUAUAUCUGCCAAUUGCAAAUCUUUAACUGCUUGGAAGUAGCUUGGAAAAUAUCCGAUGAACGAUUGAACCUUGGGUUACUUGUAAAAGCAUGGUUGGUUCUAGCCGAGCAUUAUCACAUUCCAAUUUGCAAGCAAACCUGGGAUCGAUCCACUUUCCCCCAAAUAAUCCAUUAUUUGUCAAUGGAAGAUGAAUAUGAGAUGCCAGGGGUACUUGUUGCUAGAAAGGCCAUUCAGGCUAUCACUGAUCCUCACGAAUACAAGAAAAACCCUUAUGUGCAUUAUAACCGUAAAGCAAGGUAUAUAUCUACAAUUACUGACAAUGAAACCAAGCCCCCUGAAACCUUCCCCAUCAUAUGUUCCUCGCCACUUUGUAACGAACUAGAAAACAGCCAGUGCCACUUCCGUACUUGUGACUCCUGUCGCCUUACGUAUUACUGUAGUAAAGCGUGUCAGAAAUACCACUGGAAGCAUGGUCACAAGGAAGAAUGCAUUCCUGUGUAUCCAAGGGAGGAAAUCUUAAAAUACUAUACGGAUGAUGUGAUAAAUGACUUUCAGCUGUACUGUAUGAGCCUGUCGAAUAACAAGAUGCUGGAAUGUAUUAUGGGCCAGCCAAUUCCAAAACGUAAGAAGGGAGAUGGGAUCCGCUGCUUAGGAGUCCUCAUCAAAAAUGAACAGGGUCAGUGGGUUACUAUUGAAGAGCAAAUCCCAGAAGCCAAGAAACAUGGAUUUCCUCACAGCAGAAGGAACAGACCAAAAGACUAAAUAGUUUUCUAUUUAGUCAAAUAAUAUUUUCAUCAACAAUAUUUGUUAUGACAUAUAAUUAAGACGUCAUUUGUUGCCUGAACUGAAAAUUCAUUAUUCUCAACUUGUUUCGCUUUAGUUACCACUGAGAACAUUUGAUUAUGGUUCUGUCUUAAAGAGUCCAUUCCUUUUUUCCUUUUCAAUAAACUAUUUUUCAAAGUUUUGUAAAAUAGCUUUCCACAAAUUGUUAAGGAAGAACCCUAUUAGACUGAAUGAACUUUGAGAAAUGGCAAUGUGAUUUGUGCUUUAUUCCAAACUUCUUAAAAUUUUCUUUUAUUGAGAUAGUGUGACCUUUCAAGCCUUGACCCCCUAGCAAUCCCCUGAGAAUUAACUUUAGCCUAAUCCCAGGACAAUUUACAAUGACCAAUUAAUCUACCAAUUUGUGCAUCUUUGGACUGUGGGUGGACACUGGUGAGGUCAUGGGGAGAAGGUUCAAUCUCCUUGUAGGCAGUGGUAUUUGAACGUGGGUUGCCAGCACUGUAAAGCAUUGUGCUAACCACUACACUACCAUGCUCUAUAAAGCAGCAGAUUGUCAUACUAGUUCAUGCCAAUUACUUUCAGCUCCAGUGAUCCAGGACUGAAACUGAUCUCAAAUGCUGUCUGCUACAUCACAGAAUUGUUUUUCCUCUUAUAAUCCUGCCAGAGCUCUCAGGUCUUCCUCUAUCAGUCUAUAAGGGCUACAGACUCAGUUUACACUCUUAAACACCAGCUCAAAACCUAUUUAUUUAACCUUGCUUUUAACUAUAACAGUUUUUUGUCUUAUUUUCAUGCUUAUUUUUAUAUUUGUACUAUUAUCCCAUUAUAAAGCGUCUUGCAAUAUAUCAUCUGUAUGAAAAGUGCUCUCUUACAGGACUGUGUACUUACAUAUACAUUGCUAGGGUGCCAAAGACUUUUGCACAGUACUGUAUUUGUCAACAUGGAGUGGAGAACAGUUUUAUAAAUCUAGCGAGGGUGCAGUGCCAUUGGACAAGUACCAGGGAAAGAGUGCCAGGAUUGGGGUGUAGACACAUCGUGAGACCCGGGGCAAGGUCAUUUGAUUCCAAACAGUUGGUGUAUUGAUCAUUACAGAAUGUUCCUCUCAUACUUCCCACUCCCUCCCCUCUCCCUUGCCCUUUUCCCAACCAUGAUUCCCCUUUCCCUGCCCCCUUCCCUCUCUCAGUCCACAAUAGAGACUCAUCUAGAAUCAGGUUUAUCAUCACUCACAUAUAUCAUGAAGUUUGUUUUUGUUUUUUUUGCAGCAGCAUAACAUUUCUACAGUACUGUGCUAAAGCACCCUAACUCUAUAUAUAUGUAUAACAUUAUUUGUGAUGAUUGGCCUGUCUGUCCUGAGGAACACUGAAUCUUAGAAUGGUACAGCACAGAAAAGCCCCUUUACACCCACUUUAACCAGGCCCACCAUGUUGCAUCGACAUUCAUCCCAUUUACUGCGUACUUCUUCUUUAAACAUUACAUUUAUACAGCACUUUAACAUCAGAAAAUGUUCCUUGAGAGUGCUGUUUUGUAAUCAAACAAAAGUGAAACUGAACUAACAUUUAUAAUCUUUUUAUAAUCACUAAACAUACUAAUGUGAUUUUUAAAAAGCAUUGAAUUUUAGAUUAAAUCAUUGAGCAGUUAAAUUCAGGUUAACCAUAGUUAAGUUGCAAUGGAAUCGAUGAGUAAAUGUUUAAAAUGGAAUUGUGUGAAAUUGUAAGUGCCUUAUCUUUAAGUGGAAAUGUAUUUCAGUUUGAAGUUUUAAUUAUUAUGUGGUGGCAAUGUAUUAUAAUUGAAAUUAGUGCUCAGUGUCCAUAGCGACUGCCGUCUGAAUAUGGCUAAAAAAUAAAUUGUAUUUCUCAAAGGUUAA
Messenger RNA from Hypanus sabinus (Atlantic stingray), 3261 nucleotides. RefSeq lists its product as uncharacterized. The transcript has 2 exons. NCBI's taxonomy places the organism in Eukaryota, Metazoa, Chordata, Chondrichthyes, Myliobatiformes, Dasyatidae. The record is from RefSeq and is a predicted model, not a curated record. The coding region runs from base 72 to 1382 and encodes 436 amino acids.